Brassica napus (rape) is the source of this 1480-nucleotide messenger RNA. RefSeq names its product ethylene-responsive transcription factor ERF104. The transcript has a single exon. NCBI's taxonomy places the organism in Eukaryota, Viridiplantae, Streptophyta, Magnoliopsida, Brassicales, Brassicaceae. Bases 476 to 1240 code for a protein of 254 amino acids. Gene Ontology annotation, molecular function: DNA-binding transcription factor activity; DNA binding. The record is from RefSeq and is a predicted model, not a curated record. Gene Ontology annotation, biological process: ethylene-activated signaling pathway; regulation of DNA-templated transcription.
UUUUUCAGUCAGUGAGACCAAAUCACAAUACAUCAAACUUCUUACAGUUAUGUUAUAAAUAUCCAUAAAAAAAAAACUUCACCUAAAAUCUCAAAACUCCUGCGAAUAAACCAAAAACCUGAAACUCUGUAUAUUUAAAAGUCUAAAAGAAGUCAUCAUGAUAACUUGAUUAGUACUAUUAAAUGACAAAAAGUCCAUGUUGAGGGAAAAAGACAAGAAGGAAAAACAGAAAAGAACAAAACGACGAAAUCUAAUAGAUAAAGAAACAAGUCAGAAGUCCACUACAAUUCCAAACAAACACAAGGUAGUAUGAUCGUUCUCGGUCCGAUCCACGAAACUCCCUCGAACCCUCUCUUACUUUCUAAAGCUCCCACCACUAUAUAUUACCAUAUUCCUCGUCACUCUUCUUCACACUUCAAUUCCACACAUACACAAAGAUCAAGAGGUUCAAGUAAGUUAAUAAGGAGUACUGAAGAUGACAACUAAACAAGAAUCUUUAGCCAUCGAAUUCAUAAGCCAACACCUUCUCACAGAUUUUGCUUCCACAGAAACCAAACCUUCCAGUUUCACUCUUCAUGAAACUGGCCCAUCUCUCUUUACCAGCCAAGUUCACGACUAUCACUUAGAGACAAGCCCAAGAACCAUCAACAACCAGACCCAUAAACCAAACUCUACUCUUAACCGACGUAAACCGCCCUUACCGAACCUAUCCGUUUCAAGAACAGUCUCUGGUACGGUGAAGAAGACAGGAGAAGAGGAAGAGGAGAGACACUACAGGGGAGUUAGGAGGAGGCCAUGGGGAAAAUAUGCGGCAGAGAUUAGGGAUCCGAACAAGAAAGGCUCUAGGAUAUGGCUAGGAACUUACGACAGGGCCGUGGAAGCUGCAAGAGCUUACGACCAAGCGGCGUUUCAGUUGCGUGGACGAAAAGCAAUCUUGAAUUUCCCUCUAGAUGUUAGGGCUACGUCAGAAAGUUUUCUUGAGGAAGGGGUUAAUGGGAAACGUAAGAGGGUUAAGAGUUCUCCGGCGGUGGAGGAGGAUGAGAAGGCGGUAGCUGUUAGGGUUAAAGUUGAGGAAGAAGAGAGUGAUACCACGGAGACAACGGAGGCUGAGGUUGAAGCAGUACCUUUAACGCCGUCAAGUUGGAUGGGGUUUUGGGAUGUGGGAGCAGGAGACGGGAUUUUCAGUGUUCCUCCGUUAUCUCCGACGUCUCCCAACUUCUCCGUUAUCUCCGUUACUUGAACUUCGGACUUGUCAACGGUUGAUGACGUUUUCACUUACGUCACUCAAAAUUUCUUUAUUUCUAUAGUAUAUAAGUAUAGCACUAGUGUACAAAUAUCAUAUUAAUAGUUUAGUACCAAUCAUUUUAUUUAUUAAUUUUUAAUAGGAAAAUUAUGGAUGUUGAAAAUUUAAAUGAUACUUUGUAUUUUUCAUUUCUUAUAAAUUCGUUGACUGUAAUAAAAAUAUUCUUGGUCAUAAGUA